AUGCUCCACGCUUAAUGGGUGAAAAAGCUACGGUACCUUCUGGCAAUGACUGAUGGACUGUCAGAUGCUACAGUAGGCAGUAGAGCUGUGAAGCUUUCUUCUAGGGACUAAAACAACAACAAAGAAGUAAGAUGAGCUAUUUCUUUGAGAUCUCGAUGCUCGGACUGGUUUCCAUCCCACUGUACUGGGCAGGGUUGCUGUGUAGAACAAAUGAAUAUGUACUGAAUGUUCCCCAUGCGGUGUUAGUUGAGAAGGGGCAGUCUGUGUACAUCCCCUGCAAUUUCACCUACCGAUCAUUACUAAAGAGUAGAAGGGCCAAACUGUAUGGAUACUGGUAUGCGGAAAGUAGCAACGUUGCCUGUGAUCUUCCUGUGGCCACUAAUGAUGACAGUAAACCAACUGCACGGUUUGCUCACAAGCGCUUUCAUCUACUGGAAGGACUAGACCAAGGGUCCUGUUCUUUCUCCAUCAGUGAUGCUCAAGACGCUGACCAAGGGACUUAUUUCUUCAGGAUGGAGAAAGGAAGGACAAAAUUUAGUUAUCUCAACUUCCAAACAACUGUGACAGUGACAGAAGCCCAAAAGGACAUCUUAUUCGAGGUGUUCGGAUUUUCAAGUACAGCACUUUCCUUCCUGAUAGGUCUAACCCUCAUCAAGGUCAUUCUUUGCUCCUUGUUCUUCUUUGCCGCCUUCAUGUGUUCGAGAUGGAAGAAGACUCAGAUGGCUGCAAGUGAGUAUAGACAAAUCACAAGGGUGAAACCAAUGGGAUCUACUGAAGCUCUUCUUCCCAAGCCUUGCAAAGCUCCUGGUUCUUCUUGAGCCACGAAGUGAAAGCUUGUUGAGACACUAUGAUAAUGGACCAUAUCAUUAUAUGAGCAGCGGAUGACCUUUUUCCUCGGUAACAAAGGGUUAAAUGACAUUGAAAGGACGAGAGAGCACUUGCCCAAUGAGAUGACUAGUUUGGCAGAAGCACAAACCUUGGAGAUCCUUCUCAGUAGAGGUUAUAACAAGCCUGAGAUAGGACCAUCAAGCAGACUCUAAGAGACUCUAGCAAAGGAAACAUGGGGCUCCCAAUGAGAAAACUAUUCAAGACUGAACAAAGGAAUCCAGACUCCAAACUACCCCAUAAACAUUGGAGACUACAAAUCCCAUCUGAUCUGUGAAUAGACUAGAAUAUUAGCUAGUUAUGUCAGAGUCUUUUAUUACUUUUCCUGGCUUGGCUGAAGUGAUCUAAUUCAUCUAAUUAGUAACUUCUCAUCUUGUGCCUGAACGAAAGAUGGAUCCUUAUACAAAGGGAUACUUUUUGCUAUGGA
Messenger RNA from Sceloporus undulatus (fence lizard), 1312 nucleotides. RefSeq names its product myeloid cell surface antigen CD33-like. The transcript is spliced from 4 exons. NCBI's taxonomy places the organism in Eukaryota, Metazoa, Chordata, Lepidosauria, Squamata, Phrynosomatidae. The record is from RefSeq and is a predicted model, not a curated record. The coding region runs from base 132 to 818 and encodes 228 amino acids.